Molecule: messenger RNA, 733 nt
Organism: Eruca vesicaria subsp. sativa (arugula)
Lineage: Eukaryota; Viridiplantae; Streptophyta; Magnoliopsida; Brassicales; Brassicaceae
Source: the annotation of a GenBank genome assembly
AUGUUACCUCUAGAAUACGAACGAGAAAUGAAACGUGGUCCAACUAGCUACUUCAUUGGCUUAAUCUUCGCAGCUGCAUUCACCUCCCUCAUGUUAUGGGUAGGUCUCCAUCGAAUGCGUCCCUUCGAUCCAAACUGCUCUAUCGAAUACUUUUACGUCCCUGCCCUCAACAAAACCCUAAACUCGCGACUCAAUACCACUCUCAACUUCAUGGUACGUCUAAAUAAUAUAAACAGUGACCAAGGAAUCUACUACGAUGAUGUCCACAUUUACUUCUCCAACGCUACCAAUUCCUCUAUAGCUAACUACACAGUGCCAAGAUUCUACCAGGGACACAAGAAAAAAGCCAAGAAGUGGGGCCAGGUUGUGCCUUUGAACAACCAGACGCUUUUAGGAGCGGUUUUGCCUAAUGGAUCGGCGGUUUUCCGAUUGGAUUUGAAGACGCAAGUGAGAUUCAAGGUUGCGUUUUGGAAAACCAAGAGGUAUGGGGUCGAGGUUGGUGCUAAUGUUGAAGUCAACGGUGAUGGAGUUAAAGCUAAUAAGAAAGGGAUUAACAUGAAAAAGUCGGAUGCUUCUGCUUCUAUACAAAGCUAUCUUCCGGUUUGUGUUUUGAUGAAUCUGCUUGUCUUCUUCUCGAUUUGUUAAACUGGUAAUGAUUUUGAAAUUUCAUUUGAUUUUGUGUUUUGAGAUUUUAUUGACUUUUUCAUGAUUUUAUGUCUUGAUAUUAUUGAGG